Messenger RNA from Aptenodytes forsteri (emperor penguin), 1381 nucleotides. It is a transcript of the gene PAOX, whose product is annotated as polyamine oxidase. The record is from RefSeq and is a predicted model, not a curated record. The transcript is spliced from 6 exons. The coding region runs from base 13 to 1353 and encodes 446 amino acids. Gene Ontology annotation, molecular function: polyamine oxidase activity. Lineage: Eukaryota; Metazoa; Chordata; Aves; Sphenisciformes; Spheniscidae.
GGGCUGGCAGAGAUGGGGGCACACUGGAUCCAUGGCCCCUCGCCAGGGAACCCUGUCUUCCGCCUGGCCACCCACUAUGGCCUGCUGGGCCCGGAGGCUGCCCGGGAGGAGAACCAGCGGGCGGAGGCAGGGGGCCACCCCCCGCUGCCCUCCGUCACCUACAGCAGCUCGGGGAGGGUGCUGAGCCCCCAGGCAGUAAGCAAAGCCCACGACCUCUUCGACACCCUCCUGGCCUCUGCCCGCACUUUUCAGGGGGCCAAGGAGUCGCUGGCACACAGCGUGGGACAGUACCUGCGAGCAGAGAUUGCCCAGAGGGUCCCUGCUUCUGGGGCAGGUGAGGACGCCCAGCGGCUCCAGCUGGCCAUCCUUGCCGCCUGCCUCAAGCUGGAGUGUUGCAUCAGUGGGACCCACAGCAUGGACCUGGUGGCCCUGGAGCCCUUCGGGGAGUACGUCUCCCUGCCUGGCCUGGACUGCACCUUCCCAGGCGGCUACAGCAGCUUGCCUGAUCACAUGCUCUCGGCUCUGCCGGACGGCACUGUCCUGCUCAACAAGGCAGUGAGGACCAUCCGGUGGAGAGGGUCCUUCCACGAGGAAGGGGACGAGGCCAGGGAUUUCCCUGUCCGGGUGGAGUGUGAGGAUGGAGACGCCUUCCUCGCUGACCACAUCAUCGUCACUGUCCCGCUGGGUUUCCUCAAGGAACGCCACCAGGACUUCUUCCAACCUCCCCUGCCAGAGCAGAAAGCGGAGGCCAUUCGCCGCCUGGGUUUCGGCACAAACAACAAGAUCUUCCUAGAGUUCGAGCGGCCUUUCUGGGAACCCCAGCAGCAGCUCCUUGAAGUGGUGUGGGAGGACGAGUCACCCCUCGAGGAGCCCAGCACUGACCUGGAGGCCAACUGGUUCAAGAAGCUCAUUGGAUUUGUGGUCCUCCAACCACCAGAGCAGCACGGGCAUGUCCUCUGCGGCUUCAUUGCGGGGAAGGAGUCGGAGUAUAUGGAGACGCUGAGCGACGCAGAGGUUCUCGGCACCAUGACACGUGUCCUCCGCACACUGACAGGGAACCAGCGCCUGCCUGCUCCCAGGAGCGUGCUCAGGUCCCGGUGGCACAGCGCUCCCUACACUCGGGGCUCCUACAGCUACGUGGCCAUCGGCAGCUCAGGGGACGACAUCGAUGUGCUGGCUCAGCCCCUGCCCGAGGACCCUGAGGACCCCAGGCCUCUGCAGCUCCUCUUCGCCGGCGAGGCCACCCACCGCACCUUCUACUCCACCACCCACGGGGCCCUGCUGUCGGGCUGGCGAGAGGCCGAGCGGCUCAACCAGCUCUUUGAGGCACCCAGCCCCGCUCCUCGGCUCUGAGGCGGGAAAAUAAAACCCAUGCUUCAUG